GUCGCUUUCCCGUUUGACUGGUUUAAGAAAGAAAGACAGUUUAAAUGAAGAGACACGGACCAGCCCUUUAUAUCUAAUAUUUAAGCUACCUUAUAAAGUGCUGCGCUUUUAAUACUGACAUUACGCCAAGCUGUUUAGCCAAUCAGAAACCAGCAGCUCCUGGGUGGGUGGUGCUUACGUCACACAGCGUCAACAAUCCGGAACCGGCUGGUUUUUAAGUUUCCAAAAACAGAGUUCACUUUUCAUUUUCAUGUGACAAAGUGGAGCUCAAUUUUGUCUGUGCUCUAGUUUUACCCUUUGAGAUCUUUUUAUCACACAAGAGGCAUUCAAAACAAGCUUUUUGUGUUUUAUUCAGCGUGUUAUUUUGUACUUUUUUAGUACAUUUUGAAGGAUUAUGCUGUUAAUUAACCAAAUGUGCGUCAUACUUGUGACACCAGUCUCUGCAACAGACUCCUGAAUCUGCAGAGUAUUUGAACAGGUGUGGGAACGUUUGAGCAGCAACUGGACAGAAGAAGAAAAACCAGAAGAUUUAGUUUUUUUAUUAUCGUCCUGAAGAGCUAUGGAACUUUCUCUGGUUCACCCGGCCCUCAAAGCCUUCAUGUGUGGCUCCGUCAGCGGGACCUGCUCCACGAUCCUCUUCCAGCCGCUAGACCUGGUGAAGACCAGACUGCAGACGCUUCAGAGGGGGGGGCUGCCAGGAUCUGGCCGGGUGGGGAUGAUGACGGUGUUUCUGAGCGUGGUGCGAACAGAGAGGCUGCUGGGACUUUGGAAAGGAGUUUCACCGUCUUUCGCCCGCACCAUCCCAGGAGUUGGGAUCUACUUCAGCACCUUCUACUCUCUGAAGCAGCACUUCUUCCAGGACGGAGCGCCGGGGCCCCUGCAGGCGGUGCUGCUGGGGGGGGGGGCCCGAGCUGUGGCCGGGGUCAUCAUGCUGCCCGUCACCGUUAUCAAGACACGCUUUGAGUGUGGCAAGUUCAGGUACAGCAGUGUGUGUGGGGCUCUGCGCAGUGUGUGUGUGACUGAGGGUCCGGCCGCUCUGUUCUCCGGCUUCAUGGCGACGCUGCUCCGAGACGUUCCCUUCUCCGGGAUCUACGUCAUGUUCUACAGCCAGGCCAAGGCGGCGCUGCCCACAGAGAUCAGCUCCUCCCCCUCCGCCCCCCUCUAUAACUUCUCCUGUGGGCUGCUCUCGGGGGUGUUAGCCUCUCUGAUCACGCAGCCGGCUGACGUGGUGAAGACUCAGGUUCAGGUGAACACACACCUGAGGACCGUCGAGGCCAUCAGACACAUCUACAAGGAGCAAAAACUGCAGGGUUUCUUCAGAGGAGCCGUACCUCGAGCCCUGAGGAGGACCAUGAUGGCCGCCAUGGCCUGGACCGUGUACGAGCAGAUGAUGGCCAGAUUUGGACUGAAAUCCUGAAAAUAAGAAGAAAUAAGUGCCUGAAGUCAAAUCACUGAGUACAGACAGUCAGAAGUCACUGUAAAACUUUUUUUUUAAGAAGACUGUGAAAUGGAUUUCGUUCCAAAAUGCACUUCGAGUGAAUCAGCCAAUCGGAGUGCAGGAUUUUGGUUGUUGUUUUUACCAAGACGGAAAUAUAGUACAAGAUGAGACGAGUGUCCGAAAACAUGCUUAAGAUAUUUUUUCCAGUUCCAGGUAUGACAUUUCCUCCAGCGCCUGAAAGUGUUUUGCUUCUACGACUUCUUUAAUGUCUCUUAUGCGACUUUCACACCAGCGCUUUUCCCUUUCUAGCUCCUAGCGAGAGCUUUUCUGGUUCAGCUCCGGUUUCCCUUUUCAGG
This is a messenger RNA of Trematomus bernacchii (emerald rockcod), 1794 nucleotides long. RefSeq names its product mitochondrial glycine transporter A-like. The record is from RefSeq and is a predicted model, not a curated record. Gene Ontology annotation, biological process: glycine import into mitochondrion. Gene Ontology annotation, cellular component: mitochondrion; mitochondrial inner membrane. Gene Ontology annotation, molecular function: glycine transmembrane transporter activity. Lineage: Eukaryota; Metazoa; Chordata; Actinopteri; Perciformes; Nototheniidae.